GUACCUCAUCAUUCCAUUGGUCGUGCUUGCGUUGCUUUGAAAUACAUCCUAUUGGGUUUGUCAGGGCAAGUCGAUGAUGUACUAGCAAAGUAUAAGGAACACAAGCACAACCUUCUCUUUCUCAUUGAAAUGCUAGAACCCUUUCUAGAUCCUGCCAUAUUGUCUGUGAAUAAUACUGCACGUUUUGGAGAUGUAUCUGCUAUCUUUUUGGAAAAGCAAGAUAAUAAUUGUUCUUUUGCACUCAAUAUUAUCCGUGCAGCUGUUAGAAGGCCUACUGUUCUUCCCUCCUUGGAAUCUGAAUGGAGACGUGGAUCUGUUUCUUCAAGUGUUCUUCUUUCCAUCCUAGGUCCGAAUAUGCCAUUGCCCUGUGAUAUGGAUCUCUUCAAAUGUUCUACUGCUGAAGUUGUUGAACCAGGAUUAUUUAAAAGCCCUUCAGGCUCUUCAGUUUUCCCAAAUGUAUUUAUCUCCAAAUUCAGUAAUUCCAGUAAUGUGGAUGGAAAGAUUGAUGGAAAUGAUACUAUUAAAAUUGAUGUCCUUGAAGAGGCAAGCUUUUUAUUUGUCCCGCAAGAAUUAAAAAAUGCGGGUUUGAUGAGCUUUUCUAAUUAUUGUAUAAAGGGUAGCACUGAGAAAAGUUGUGAACCAACUAAUUGUGGGAAUGAAGGUAACAAUAUGGAAAAUUGGAUAUUGAUGGACCACUUUAAGUUGGAUAGCGGGUUCUUUGGUGAUUACUUCAAUUUGAAAGUGGAUUAUUUAAAACUGGCCAAUCUCCAUGACUGUGAGCUCAGAGCUGCCGAGUUUCAACAGCUAGCACUAGAUUUGUGUUCUCAGGGUGAUAUUACUGCAGAAGGCUAUGAUGCUGCGAUAGAUGCUUUUAUAUUAGCUGCUGAAUGUUAUAUCAAUCCUUUCUUUAUCAUUUCUUUCACUCCCAAUUCUAAGCUUGCUAAACACCUGGACCUUAUCAAAUCUAAAAUGAAGCAAAGCAACAGCAUUAUGGAAAUCAAAAAAGACUUCCUGAAAACUGCAGCUGAUUUGGAGAUUAUUUCCCAUCUUGAAAGAAAGAGAGACAAAACUGUUAUAGAGAUUCUAGUUCAGGCUGCCAGAGUGAACAAGGAGUAUAGAUUAAGACAAUCAAAACCUUGUCCAGAUGAUAUUGAGCACAGACAGCAGGACUUAAACAUACUCCCCCAUGUUAUUAAGGCUGUUGAUGCAGUGACAUUGCUUCGGCAGAAUCAGAGUUUGUUAUUUGAGUUUGUAAUUCAGCAAUUACAAAAAGAGCAACAUCUAUCACAUGAAGUUCUCCUACAGGCUUUGUUGUUUCUUUUGCAGUCUGCUACUGAGCUUCUGUGCCCUCCCGAGGCUGUGGUUGAUAUAAUACUUCUUUCAGCCGAGAAAUUUAGCUUGCCUCUCAUGUCUCUGAAUAAUAAACUUGACAAAGGGUCUGCGCUUUUUGAUUCGGAGAAGUUGUAUGGGUUACGGAGGUGCUGGUUACUUCUUGAAAGAUUAGUCAUAGCAUCAUCUGGAUGUGAUAUUGGUGUAAUGUCUAGAAAAAGUGCCUAUGGAACUCAAUGUAGAAGCUUAAUUCCGCUUUCAUCAUGGAUAAACAAGAUAACAAAGUUUUCAAAUGCUAGCCCUAUUUCUCGUUUCCUUGGGUGGAUGGCUGUGUCCUGUUACGCGAAGCAAUAUCUGAAGGAACGUUUGUUCUUUGCCUCAGAUCUUUCACAACUUACAUUGCUACUUGCUAUUUUUGCUGAUGAACUUACAUUUGUGGAUAAUACAUUACAGCUGAAUGCUGAAGAAUCAGUGCAUUUCAAGCAGUCAGAUGCUUUUGGACAUUUGCAAGUUCAGAAGGAAUCCACACAUUCAUAUACUUCAGAACGAGGGGAUUCAUUUGACUUUCUUUAUCCUUCCUUGCAGAAACUUCUUCCAGAUAUGAGAAGAAAAUUUAGAUCGUUUGGAGAGAUAAUUUUAGAGGCUGUUGGUUUACAGUUGAAAUGUCUUCCCUCCAGUUCCAUUCCAGAAAUACUUCGUUGGUUUUCUGACUUAUGCAUGUAUCCAUAUGCUGAAGCAAUGAAAAUUCAAGAUCUUACCUCUGCAAGCUCUUUUGAUUAUUUGAAAGGAUAUACUGCUACAAAUGCUAAAGUGAUAGUCCUAUACCUAUUGGAAUCUCUCGUUACUGAGCAUAUGGAAUCAAUGCUUCCUGAGAUGGCUAGGGUGGUACAAAUAUUGAUAUCACUAUGCAAAACCUCAUAUUGUGAUGUGGCAUUUCUUGAUUCUGUACUGUGUCUGCUGAAGCCUCUUAUCUCAUUCUUUCUAAAAAGGGUGACUUUGGAUGAAAAUAUGUUGGCUAAUGCAUCAUCCUGCGAAGAUUUUGAGUUAUUAAAUUUUGAAGAACUAAUUGAUAGUAUCAAGCACAAGAGAGACUUGCAGAAUGGUUCUGGUGUGGAUAAAUUUCAAGGAUCUUUGAUGAUCUUUAUUUUGGGUAGCCUUUUUCUUGACUUGUCCUUGAAGAGGAAGAUUGAUAUUUUGCAAUCAUUGUUGCUGUGGGCUGGCUUUGCUUCUUCAGAGCCAACCUCUUCUUUCUUUAAUUAUCUUUGUGCUUUCAAAAAGGUCUUUGAUAGCUGUCAAAUGCUAUUGGAGCAACAGUUAGAGCAGUUUGGCCUUGUUAUACCCUGUGAGGGGCAAGAACUUGUGGGAUCACAUGAAAGGGUAAGCCUUCAAGAGAAGACAGAGCUAUCUUCUCGUUUUUCCAAUUAUAGAGAUCAGAGAGUCACAGCCAAGCCUCCGAAAGAUUUUGUCAGUAGUGAGACUAUUGCUGACCUCCCAGGUCUAGAAAUUCAUCAGUUAUCCAUUGAAGAAAUGAAAGAAUUCUCGGAAGUGUUGGAAGUAUUAGUUCUGAAGCUUAUUCCAGAAAUUGAGAAGACCUGGAAAUUGCAUUGUAAAUUGGCAAACCAACUCACAGUGAAGAUAGCACGAUGUUUCUUAUUAUCAAGCUGCUUGAAAUUUAUUUAUAUAUCAGACUCUAGUAUAAAUUAUAAUAAUGGUGAAAACAUACCCUAUAAUAGUUACCGUGACCUUCCAGAUUUUUGGAAGAAUGGUCUGCAAGGCUUUACAAUUGCCAUACUAGCAAUUCAGGAAAAUGAAUGUUGGCAAACAGCAUCUGCCAUGCUUGACUAUCUCUUCAGGUUGCCACAAACUUUCUCUCUUGACGAUGGUCUCUGUAAUAUAUGCUCUGCAAUAAAGCUUUUUUGUCUUCGGGCUCCAAUGAUAUCAUGGAGAUUGCAGACAAAUAAAUGGCUGACCUGUUUAUUUGGUAGGGGUAUAGGAAAUAUUGAUGUAUUGGGGGAUUCAUUGGUUGAUUUGUUCAGCACAAUGCUUUGUCACACUGAACCUGAACAACGAGGUGUUGCACUGCACCAUCUUGGAGUAAUGGUUGGUUUAGAUACCUAUGAUGGUGCAGCCAUGCUAUCAUGUACAUUUCGUUCAAAUUUGGGUGGGUCUGAGCAAGUUGCAUCUCUUUCUGAGUUGGCCAUUUCCACUUUGGUUUCAAACACAUGGGAUAGGGUGGCAGCCUUGAUUUUGUCCGAGCCUUCUAUGAUGUUAAAAUCACAUGCAAUGGCACUCUUGUCUGGUUAUGUUCCCUUCGUGAUGCGUCCACAGCUGCAGUCCUUUCUUAUUUCAGCUGGUAAUAUCUUGCAGGGUAUGGGAAAGCUUGCACCCUUAAUGGAGGAAGGCUGUUUGACACGGCUUUCUUUAGGCCUUCUUGCAAGUGCAUGCCUAUACUCUCCUGCUGAGGAUCUAGAAUUGCUACCUGAAAGUAUUUGGAGAAAUUUGGAGCAGAUAGGAACUUCCAGAACUGGAUGGCUAGAUGAUGUGGAGAAAAACAUAUGUUUAGCAUUAUGCAGGCUUCGAACUGAGUUAGUUGGUGGAAAAGAGGCUCUAAAGGAAGCACUGUCACGCACUCGAAGUACAACGCUUGGUGAUUCUAAUUUUCAAAACAUUCGUGAAUCAAUUCUACAGGUUCUUCCAUCUCUAACUUCUACUCAAGCAUAUUUUGAUUUCUUUUCUAAGAGAGCUGAUGAAGAAUCUCAGGAACUAGAAGAAGCAGAAAUUGAAAUAGAUCUUCUUCAAAAAGAGAAGGCGAUGCAAGAAGUACUUGGCAAUUUAAAGGAGGACUAUGUAACUUAUGAUAAGGAUGAUAACCGCCUCCAACAAAUAAAGGAUAAUAUCCGGUCAUUAGAGCACUCUAAACUUAAAGAAGAAGUAGCUGUCCGUAUGCAAAAGAAACUUGUCAUGAGACGUGCUCGUCAAAAAUUUUUGGAAGAGGUAGCUUCAAAAGAAAUGGAACUCCUAGAGGAACUUGAUAGGGAAAGGAAACAUGAAUUGGAACAAGAGAUUGAAAGACAGCGCCAAUUGGAACUUGAGCGUGCCAGAACAAGGGAACUCCAGUUCAAUCUUGAUAUGGAAAAAGAAAGGCAAAGCCAGAGAGAGCUUCAAAGGGAAUUGGAACUGGUGGAAUCUGGGGUUCUGUCAUCUCGGAGGGAAAUCUCCUCUAGAUCUAGCAGGGAGAAGUUUCGGGACACUGGAAGGUCGGGACUUGAUGGAGGACUUAGACCUGUUAGCAGAGGCCAUGAGAGAGGUAGCACAAUUCAAACAGCAGGUUCUUCAUUUAAUACAUAUUCCACACCAGUAAUGGUACUUUCUAGCUCGAAGUCCUCUUCAGGUCAGCAUCCGACCAUAUUGCAGCCAAGGGACAGACCAAGCGAACGCAGCAGUCCUAGUUUUGAAGACAAUCAUGAAGGAAGUAGGGAUUCAGGUGAUGCAAAUAGCAUCGGUGAUUCUGAAUUAUCUCUAGCUUUUGAAGGUGGGUUUAGUUCAGCACCCAGGCGAGGCAGCAAGUCGAGGCAAGUCAUGGAACGGAGAGAGAGGGACGGGAGGCGUGAAGGGAAGUGGGAAAGAAAGCAUGGUUGAGAUGGAGAACAUUUCUAAGAUUUUGCCUUGCAGCAGUUUUUGCUGAAGCUCCGUUUCCAUGAAAUUCUUCUGGAGUGACCUUCAUAAUAUCUAAAGGAGCCGUCUGUGUUAAGCACUCUUUGAGUGUUGGCGCGUCUGCUUGACCUUGCAAUGUUCUACGAAAUGCCGAUCUGACUUCCGUGCACUUGAAUCAUUGUGGAGUUAUCAGAUGUGAUGGAAGCUUAAUCUGAUAUUGAAUUUGGCUCGAGGGAAUCCACUUUUUUGAAUUCCAGAACUUUCGGGGCAUUGGCUGUGUUUUGAGCGACCUUAACCAAGUUUCAGGAGCUUCUUAGCUUUUCUGCUGGAACAGUUAAAUGCAGCCGAAUUCUUGUUGUGGAGUCCAAUAUAUGAUCUUUCGGAAUCUUUCUUGUAUAUCAAAAAUAGAUAGCUAGAUAGCCUCCGGGUUGCAUCUUUUUAUUUUAAUAAGAAAAUGGUUCCUUCUCAGGCUAUGUGGACUGUUAGAACUUUUUUCUGUGUGGUUAUGUGGUGGAAUUUUUUAUUAGGAGCUUGCAGUCUAUCUUGUGAGAUUGCGUUGUAAAAUGAAGAUAAUGGAUUUAAAUUAUGCAAAUAGUCUGUGUAAUAAAUAUCGAAACAUUGUGUGAAGCCUUUCCAAUUUUAAUCAUGUUUUGAUAGGA
Molecule: messenger RNA, 5642 nt
Organism: Dendrobium catenatum
Lineage: Eukaryota; Viridiplantae; Streptophyta; Magnoliopsida; Asparagales; Orchidaceae
Source: RefSeq, a predicted model, not a curated record